Molecule: messenger RNA, 1557 nt
Organism: Trichoderma gamsii
Lineage: Eukaryota; Fungi; Ascomycota; Sordariomycetes; Hypocreales; Hypocreaceae
Exons: 7
Coding region: 1-1557 (518 amino acids)
Biological process (GO): transmembrane transport
Molecular function (GO): transmembrane transporter activity
Source: RefSeq, a predicted model, not a curated record
AUGAGCCAAAUAUUAGGAGACCGCACUUUGCAGGACAUCGAGAAUGAGCUCGACAUUUCGAUAUAUCCCGGCACCGAGGUGAUGGCGGAUGUUGGAUCCCACCAUUUCAUCAAAUCCAGCCAUAAUAAAGAAGCGGGGCGCGUACUCGUUCCCCAGCCUUCCGAUGACCCCCUCGAUCCUCUAAACUGGUCUUUGCUAUGGAAAUGGACGACUUUGCUUUGCGUGAGCUUCGUCUCCAUCAGUCAAAAUCUUGGUCCUCUUGCAAAUGCACCUCUAUUCGGACUGUAUAUGGAAGAGUGGAACAUUGAUUUGGCUGAUGCUGUUCAGACCACCGCUGUGGCAAUCUUGGUUCUCGGUUUUAGUAAUUUGGUGUGGAUUCCGAUUUCGACAUGCUUUGGCAGAAGGCCAGCCCUGAUUUUCAGCACCCUAGUGUGUACCGUCUCUUCAAUUUGGAGAGUGCGGGCGACCAGUUACAAGUCGUUUCUUGGAGCAUCUGCUCUCAACGGCUUUGGCGCUGGUCCUUGCGAAAGCAUGAUGCCGCAAAUAAUUGCCGACGUUAUCUUUCUUCACGACCGCGGCAAAUACCAGACACUAUACUUUACGAUCUACUUUGGGUCUCUUGCUAUUGGUCCCAUUAUAGCUGGCAGUAUGGCUGAACGGUUUGGGUGGAGGAGCUUCUGGUGGUUCAACACGGGCCUUCUCAUCUUCACUCUGUUUCUUAACAUCGGACUCCUUCCGGAAACGCGGUUUCCUCGAAAAUCACACGCUAAAACGAUUUCUGAACCUGCUGAGCCUGUUGACCUACCGGAGAUGAAGGGCAGUUCAGUUAUAGACCACUCAGAGAACGCUUCCAAUGGGCAACCUCAGGAUCAUUGGCUAUCGCGAGGGCAUCCAUCUCUAAAACAAUUCAGCCCUUGGGGCUCGUACCAGGGAAACAUCUUUCAAGAGUUAUGGCUCCCGUGGUACCUGCUUGCCUUUCCCAUCGUCGAAUUUGCUGCAUUUAUUGUUUCAUUUUCAGCAUCUGGCUUCCUACUGGCCAACUUGACGCAACAGCAAUUUUUUGGAGCGCCACCUUACAACUUUUCGAUUGAACAGGUCGGAUUUACCAACUUUGCGAUUUUUGUAGGCCAAAUGAUUGGCUUAUUCACAUCUGGUCCACUGUCAGACUGGGUUGCAAGUUAUUUUACCAAGCGCAACCGAGGUAUUAGAGAGCCCGAAAUGAGAUUAAUCACCAUGGUCCCUUACACCUUGAUCAUGAUCAUUGGCCUAGUUGUGGUUGGGGUAGGUUACAGUCGUUUAUGGUCAUGGCAGGUCAUUGUCAUCGUCGGGUACACCUGUCUCGGAAUGCAGGUAACGAGUUUGCCGAGCAUAGCAUCAACCUAUGCCGUUGACAGCUACAAACCAGCUACAGGUGCUAUUUUUGUCGCAAUUACUAUCAAUAAGAAUGUGUGGGGCUAUGGGUUUGGCAAGUUUAUCACACCCUGGACGCUCGAGAUUGGUUAUCUCACGCCUAUCAUGACACUCAUGACCUUGAUUACAUUCUUCUUUCUCGACUAA